This is a messenger RNA of Anolis sagrei ordinatus, 23904 nucleotides long. It is a transcript of the gene MACF1, whose product is annotated as microtubule actin crosslinking factor 1. Gene Ontology annotation, biological process: intermediate filament bundle assembly; regulation of microtubule-based process; wound healing. The record is from RefSeq and is a predicted model, not a curated record. Gene Ontology annotation, cellular component: actin cytoskeleton; cytoplasm; keratin filament. Gene Ontology annotation, molecular function: keratin filament binding; calcium ion binding; structural molecule activity. Lineage: Eukaryota; Metazoa; Chordata; Lepidosauria; Squamata; Anolidae.
AGAUGGCUGUCGGAAAAAGGCAGCCUCUGGAAAGCGAAGCAGGAGACAAACCUGGGAUCGGCGCGCCUUGUGUGUGCAGGGACGUGCCAGCCUUUGCCUCCCGUGUCUGUCUGCGUGUGUGUUUUGAAAAUGUGCGUCUAAUCUGAUGAAGCGGUGGACGGGGUUUAUCCCAGAGGAGGAGGAGGAGGCCAAGCCCGGCUUAGCUGCAUUGUCACGGGCGCCUCGCACUCUGGGACAGUGGGAUGGGGAGCACACUGGGCUGCGUUAAGGAACCGAAGGAGUCUGGUGGCGGAGGGGAGCCCACAAAGGCACCCUUCUCCCCAAAGAGGAAGAAGAAGAAGGGCCGCUUCAGGCGCAGGAGGAAAGGGAAGAAGGGGACAUCCCCCGAGAGAGCGGAUCCGGCACCGGAGGGACCUUAUGAAGCCGUCACCGGAGAAGGAGAAGAAUUGCAGCAGCAGGAUGAUGAGGAACGAGAAGCAGAGAGGAACCUGCCUGCGGCUCCAUUGGAGGUGGAAGGGAAGGACCUUGCCAAGCGGCUGCACCAAAACGGCGCCACCAAAGAGCCCGAUGGGACGGAGGAAGGGCGCCUCGUGCAGGUGAGGGAGCGCUUCCAAGGGGAGCUUGAAAGGGCUCACUUUGUGACAGGGAAACCCUCCUGCCCAUCCUCUUCCUCCAAAGCAGGGAGCCCCAGAGACCCCGUGGAAGAGGGCACCACUGUCAUUGCUCGCUUGCGGGACAAUCCAGCCGAACUGAACCGCGAAAAGGUGACCAGCCAAGUUGUGGCCCACCAGAGAUGGGGCAGCAGCCUAGCUAUCUUGGUGCCAUGGCCCAAGGAAGCCUCUGUCCAGGGAGAGAAGGAAAAGGAAGAAGAGGAAAAGGAGGAGGACUCAGUGGUGGUGGUCUGUCGCUCGUGGGACCAGCCCAAGCCAGAGGUUCCCCUGACGGUGGUGGAGGAAGCUUGGAAUGCAGAGGAUGUGAGCGAAAGCAUCUCCUGGGGGGCCUCCUGGAGCACAGCAGACAAGGGCACUAUCUCAGAGCUGUCCACGCCAUCUCCUUUGGCAGACCAAGCGGGAAGCCAGGAGGGGUCAAAGCCCCAGCGGAAACCCGCUGGCCAAGAGCCACCCUCAGCCACCUGGGCCAAGAUGCCCGCCUCCCAGAGCAAAUCGUCCUUCAGCGACUCAAUGUCCAGCACUUUCUGGUGCUCCUCGGGAUACGGCAGCGACCCCAGCCAUACACAGGGCAAGGCCCAUGCCAACUCCCACCACGAGGAAGACCCCCAAAGAAGAACGCUGGCAAGGAGGGAAAAUCGGUCAGACGAAGAAGGGAUCUCCGACAUCUACAUCAGUGGAACGACUGGGGACUUGACCGCCAAAGAGAAGCUGCUCCUCUGGACGCAGAAAGUGACCGCGGGAUAUGUGCCAGUCAAGUGCACCAAUUUCUCAUCCUGCUGGAAUGACGGGAAGAUGUUCAACGCCAUCAUCCACAGAUACAGGCCUGACCUGGUGGAUAUGCAGAGAGUGGAGAUCCAGAGCAGCCGGGAGAACCUGGAGCAGGCGUUCGAGAUCGCAGAGCGACUGGGCGUCACCAGGCUUCUGGAUGCUGAAGAUGUUGAUGUGGAGUCUCCUGACGAGAAAUCCGUGAUCACGUAUGUGUCUUCCAUCUACGAUGCCUUUCCCAAAGUCCCGGAAGGAGGAGACGGGAUCAGCGCCACCGAAGUGGAUCGGAGGUGGGCGGAGUACCAGAGCAACGUGGAGAGUCUCCUCUCCUGGGUCAAGCAGCACACCAUCAUCAUGUCCGACAAGUCCUUUCCCCAGAACCCGGUGGAGCUUAAGGCACUUUAUAAUGAGUACAUUCACUUCAAAGAGACGGAGAUCCCAGCAAAGCAGCAGGAAAAAAGGAGCAUCGAGGAGCUGUAUAAACUGCUGGAGGUCUGGAUUGAAUUUGGUCGCAUGAAGCUGCCCCAGGGCUUCCACCCCAAUGACGUGGAUGAAGAGUGGGGAAAACUCGUCAUCGAGAUGCUGGAACGUGAGAAGCUGCUGCGGCCGGCCGUGGAAAGGUUGGAGCUGCUCCUGCAGAUCGCAAACAAAAUUCAGAAUGGGACUCUUUGCUGUGAAGAGAAGCUCACUCUGGCGAGGAACACACUACAGGCGGACGAAGCACACCUGGAGUCUGCUCAGGCGGUUCAGCAUGAGUCCGACGUCGUCCUGUACCUCCAGGAGUGCGAGGAGCUCCUCUACCAGCUCCAGGCGGAUGUCCAAAUACUCCGGGACGAGAACUACUACCAGCUAGAGGAACUGGUCGUCAAGAUGGUGCGCCUCCAAGAUGAGCUGGUGACGCUGAAGCUGGAGUGCACCAAUCUGUACCGGAAGGGCCACUUCACCUCCUCCUCCUCCUCUCCCUCCUCGGACAUAGUCCAGCCUUCCUCCUUGCACACUGGCGGGCGCCUUAAGGCCAACCCCCUGCUGAAGGGGCUGCACACGGCCACCACUGCCUCCGCUGCUGCUGCCAUUGCCAUCGCUGCCUCGGCUUCCUCCUGGUUCCGGAAGCCCAUGAGCCGCUCAGAGCUGGUGGCCGCUUCCUCCUCCGAAGACGAGGGCAACCUCCGGUUUGUGUAUGAACUGCUGGCCUGGGUGGAAGAGAUGCAGAUGAAGCUGGAGCGGGCCGAAUGGGGGAAUGACCUGCCGAGUGUCCAAUCCCAGCUGGAGGUCCAGCGUAGUGUCCACAAUGGUGUGGAGGACUUGGGAUCCAGCGUGAAGGAGGCCCGGAUGUAUGAGAGUAAAAUGUCCCAAAAUUUUCGCACGAGUUACACGGAGACCCUUGGAAAACUGGAGGUUCAGUACUGUAAGUUGAUGGAGACGUCCAGUUUCCGCCUUCGCCACCUUCAGAGCUUGUACGAGUUUGUGUCCCUCGCGACGGCCGAGUUAAUUUGGCUGAACGGAAAGGAGGAGGAGGAACUGGCCUACGACUGGAGUGACAACAAUCCCAACAUGGCAGCCAAGAGGAACUACUUCACGGAGCUCACGAUGGAACUAGAAGAGAAGCAGAACAUUUUCCACUCCCUCCAAGACACGGCCGAAUUGUUUUCCCUGGAGAAUCACCCGGCCAAGCAGACUGUGGAGGCCUACAGAGCGGCCAUGCAAACCCAGUGGCAGUGGAUCCGACAGCUGUGCUUCUGUGUGGAGCAGCAUGUGAAGGAGAACACAGCCUACUUCCAGUUCUUCAGCGAUGCCCGUGACUCAGAGUCCUACCUGAAGAGCCUCCAAGACGCCAUCAAGAGGAAGUAUUCCUGUGACCGGAACACCAGCCUGACGCGCUUGGAAGACCUCCUCCAGGACUCCAUGGAUGAAAAAGAGCAGCUGAUCCAGGCCAAGAGUUCGGUGGCCAGCCUGGUGGGGCGCUCCAAGAGCAUCGUCCAGCUGAAGCCCCGGAACCCAGACCACGUUCUGGAGGGAACCAUCUCCGUGAAGGCCGUCUGUGACUACCGUCAGAUUGAGAUCACCAUCUGCAGGAAUGACGAAUGUGUGCUGGAGGACAACUCCCAGCGGAUCCAGUGGAAGGUCAUCAGCCCCACCGGGAACGAGGCCAUGGUUCCAUCCGUCUGCUUCCUGGUGUCUCCUCCCAACAAGGAGGCCAUCGAUGUGGCCAGCAGAGUGGAACAGCUCUACCAGAAGACAAUGGCCCUCUGGCACAAACUUCACGUCAACAUGAAGAGCCUGGUUUCCUGGAAUUACUUGAAGAAGGACAUCUCCGUGGUUCAGGGCUGGAGCAUGGAGAAGCUGAGGGCCUUGCCCUCGGGAGAAUGCCACCAGGCCAUGAGGAACCUGCAGCUGCACUACGACGACUUCUUGGAGGACAGUCGGGAUUCAGAGCUCUUCUCGGCAUCCCAUCGGCUGAGGCUGAAGGAGGAGGUGGAGGCUUGCAAGGAGAAGUUCCAGCAGCUGAUGCAGUCCAUGGAAAAUGAGGACAAAGAUGAAACAGCUUCCCGAACGUACCUUUCUGAGCUGAAAAACAUCCGCCUUCACCUGGAUGAAUGUGAGCAGCGGCUGGUGGGCACCAUCCGCACGCCAAGCAGCACAAGGACGGAUGGCGAUGCCUUGCAGGAAAAUACCUUCCGCAUCGCUGAGCAGGAGCGGCUGAAGGAAGAUCUGCAGAACCUGAAGGCAGACUUGGAUCAGUUUUCGGAGCGGUGCAGCAUUUUCCUGCUCAAGUCCCCUACAGGGUCCAGCACUCCGCACCUCCGUUCGGAGCUGAACCUCCUAGUAGAGAAGAUGGGCCAUGUACACGGGCUUUCCUCCAUCUACCUGGACAAGUUAAAAACGGUAGACAUCAUCAUCCGGAAUACCCAGGGGGCUGAGUCCUUGGUCAAGGGCUACGAGGUGAAGCUCAGCCAAGAGGAAGCAGUGCCCACUGACCUAGCGGCCAUUUGCUCCCACCAGACCACCUUACAGCAAUGGACCAGCGAAGUGAGGGACAAGAAGGCCGUCUUUGCAGCGCUUGAAGAGGACUUGUCCAGAGCCAAAGAGGUAGCAGAGCAACUCUUCCGCCUGAAACAGGAGCGCAGUGUGGACCUGGAGCGCUACCAGGAGAAAGGGGCACAGCUCUGGGAGCGAUGGCAACGGGUCGGCCUCCAGGUGGAGACCCGACAAUCGGACCUGGAGAGUAUCCAAGACGUUCUGGGUGACUACCGGAGUUGCCACGGGGCCCUGAUCCGAUGGAUCGAGGAGACCACUGCCCAGCAGGAAGCCAUGAAGCCAGGGCAGGCCGAAGACAGCCGGGUCCUUUCUGAGCAGCUCAGCCAACAGAUGGCCCUUUUCGCUGAAAUCGAGGCCAAUCAAGCCAAGCUGGACCAAUGCCAGAAACUCUCUCAACAAUAUUCAGCGGCCGUCAAGGAUUAUGAGCUGCAGCUGAUGGCAUACCGGGCCUUUGUGGAGUCGCAGCAGAAGUCCCCUGUGAAGCGCCGGCGCAUGCUUUCCUCCUCGGACACCAUCACCCAAGAGUUCAUGGACCUGCGGACACGCUACACGGCCCUGGUGACGCUGACCACGCAACACGUGAAGUACAUCAGUGAUGCCCUUCGGCGUUUGGAGGAGGAAGAGAAAGUGGUUGAGGAAGAAAAGGUAGAGCACGUGGACAAAGUGAAAGCGCUCCUGGGCUGGGUCUUGAAUUUUAAACAGAGCUCACAAUUCAAAAACAUCCCAUCGGAGAGUAAAGACCUUGGCAACAUCGAGAAAUCCAUUUUGGAGCAGCAGGUCCUUAAUGAGGAACUGGCCACAAAGAAGGAGCAGGUCUCAGAAGCCAUCAAAACAGCCCAGAUGUUCGUUGCGAGGCACAAUAACAAGCUUUCUGGCCAGGAGAAGGAAGUCAUUCUGGCCCAGGUAGAUGUCCUGCGGGAGACCUAUGACCAGCUUUGCUCUGAGUCCAGCGAUCAGCUCCAGCAGCUGCAGAGCCACAUGGCCCAGGAAACCGCACACAAGGGAACCGAGACUGUGGCUGGAGUGCUGGACCUUGGCACAAUGGAAGUCUUUCCCAUUUGGGGGGCCAUGCAGAAGGGCCUCCUGGACCAAGAAACUGGCCUCCUGCUGCUGGAGGCCCAAGUUGCUUCUGGUGGCCUUGUAGCUCCCGAUACCACCGAAAAGAUCUCGCUAUCUGAAGGCUUGGCGAAAGACAUCAUUGAUGCUAAGACCUAUGCAAUGCUUCAGGAGCUACAGAGUGGGGUCCAGUUGGUCAACAGCCAUGACCUUCAAGGGAAGCCGCUUCUUCCCCUUGCGGCUGCCAUGGAGGAUGGGACGAUCAGCGAAAGGGUUGGUUUGACAAUCGCAGAGAUGCAACUCCUUGCCGGAGGGCUUCGAGAUCCCUCCAGCGAUGGGAGGAUUGGCCUAGAAGAGGCUCUCCAAGGAGGCAUGAUUCCCCCUCAUCUCCAUGAGAAGAUAGCCUCUUGCUUGGGUUCUUGCAAGACUUUGAUUGACCCCAAUUCGGCCACGAAAACGGGCCUGAGUGACCUGCUGCAGCAGUGCAUCCCGGACCCAGAGACAGGGCUGAGUUUGCUUCCAGUGCAUCAACUGGCAGGAGGGAUGGUGAGCCUCACCUCUGGCCAGAAGGUGAACAUCUUCCGUGCAGUGCAGGAAGGUCUCAUCGAGACACAGGUUGCUGUGCGGCUUCUGGAAGCCCAGCUUUUUGCUGGUGGCAUAGUGGACCCUAAAAGCGGCCACCGGCUGACUGUAGAGGAGGCUGCGAGACAUAACCUGAUUGACCAAGAUCUGGCCUGCGCCCUUCUAGUCCGGCAGAUGCAAACAGGCGGCAUUGUGGAUACGGUUACAGGAGAGAGGCUGUCACUGGACGAAGCCAUCAGGAAAGGCUUGGUGGAGCCUAGAAUGGCUGUGGCCACCUUGGAAUCCCUGUGGUCAUUUAUGGGCCUCCUGCAGCCUGAAUCGGGUGAGAUCCUCCCAGUUGCAACUGCAUUGGAUCGAGGAAUCUUGUCUCCCGAACUGGCUGAUGAGAUCUUAAGCAAGAGGCAACACAUUGAGGCUGUUUUUAUACCAGAAACCCGAGAGAUCGUGCCAUGGGAGAAGACCAUGGAUGCUGGGAUCUUGAGCCAAGAUGCCAUCAAGACAUUAAAGUCAACGCUCCUUCCUGAUGUCAUGCCAAAUAUGCCCUUAGCUGACUCCCCGCCAGGCAGAGUCCAAAAGAUCAGCCCAACAGAUGACAAAGACCAAAGCAAGGGAUGUAAAGAACGAAUGUUGUUCUAUUUGAUGACCCACAGCUAUGUUGAUACUUGCAGCGGCCAGAAACUGCUUCUCCUGGCAGAGGAGGACUUGAGCACCCUUGCUGACAUUGUGGAGCCCACCAUAGAGAAAGACCCUCACUCACAGCCCAUGGAGGAAAGGCAGCACCAACCCAAAGGCUGGGAGGUUGUGGAGGACAGGAUGGUGGCAGCUGUGGAAUCUGAGCCCUGCAGUGAAUUGGUCUGGAAAGAGCUUGAACUGAACUUAUCAGUACCACAGAAAGAGCUGGAGAGGAAUCUGAUGGUAGGCGUUUGUCCUCCGACCUAUAAGAAUGGAAGGGAAGCUGGAGAUCUUCCAGGGAAAGAGGUGGAAAGAGAUGUGAAUGUGAAGGAGGAGAAGGAGGUGGAUUCUUUAGGAGGUUUUGGAAGUGAAACAGAUGGCUCUAAAGGAGAACCAGAACAGAUGUCAAUUCAGAACAUGAGUGAAACAGAUCUAUUAAUAUGUGAAUCUAUAGAAGAAUCCAGCGCUGGGAAAGAAUCGAUAGACAUACAGAUAACAUUGGACAAUGUUAAGUUUGACAGACAACUGGAAGAACAGGAGAUUAUGUAUUCUGAAGAGCAGAAGAGAUUUUCUGAAGUUGAAAGAAGCUGCACUGAAAAAGAAUCCAGAAUGGUUACUGGCAAAUGGGAAAAGAAAGACUCGCAAAGCUUGAAGGAGAAUGUAUUGGGAAAGGCGAUACUUGCAGCAACAAGUGAUGGUUCUGAAGCUAAUUUGUUAAAUGUGGGGAAAGUGGAAAACGGGUCAAUGGAAAGCCUUCUUUGUCAAGAUGAAGGAAAGAUUAGUGAUGAGCCUAUUAAGGAAGAAGGAAAGCUGGCUGGAGAAGGGAGAGUGGGUCAUUCUGACCAGACAGAAAGUGUUGCAUUUCCAAAACUGUCCACAGAAGAAGAUGGCGACACACUGCAUACACUGAUAACACAACUCUGUGGUGGUGGCAUAAUUAAUGAACAGACAGGGGAAAGGAUGCUCUUGGAUGAGUCGGUGUCCUGUGGCAUUCUCCCUGGUCACACAGCCAUCAAACUGAUGGGCGAGUUGAAACUGUUUGGUGGAUUCUUUGAUGCUGAGUCCCGUGAAGCGUUAACCACUGAAGAAGUUAUCCAUGAAGGACUGAUGGAUGAGACCCUUCUCCAUAAGGUGCUGGACUCUGAUAAAGCCAUCAGUGGAGUGGUGGACCCAAGGAGCAAAGCCAUUUACUCUGUCAUGGACGCAGCAGAGGUCGGCCUCUUGGACAAAGAGACGGCUGCGAGAAUCCUGGAAGGGCAAGUGAUUACUGGAGGAAUUGCGGAUGUCAAGCGUGGCAAGAAGGUGUCGGUCACGUUGGCCUCUAAGCUCGGCUUGGUAGAGCGGCCCACUCAAGAGGAGCUGAAGAAACUUGAAAAGGCAUCUAAGGGGAAAGGCAUUGAUAGCACAACCAAAGAGAAACUUAUUUCUUUGCAAGCAGAAAUAGGUGGCAUCGUAGACCCUAAAACCAAAGAACCUUUAACCAUCCCCCAAGCUGUAGAAAAAGGACUGCUGUCUAAGGAGAAAGCCUCUGAGGUCUUGAUGAAGCAGAUAGUUGAUGGAGGGAUCCUUCACCACAAAACAGGCAUGAGACUUUCUGUUGAAGAUGCUUUGGUGCAUAAAUUGGUUGACCAAGGGUCAUAUGAUGUUCUCAGAAAGGCAGAAAAUGUGUGUUUACAUCAGUACAUUCAUCCAGAAACAAAAGAGCUCAUCUCCUUACCCCAAGCUGUGGCCCUUGGACUGAUCAGCUCAGACUUUCAAAGCAAGGUUCAAGGACUGCAAGCCUCGACUGGAAGCAUGUUUGAUCCUGUUUCUCACCAGAAAAUCCCACUGACCAAAGCAGUGAAGGAAGGACUUUUGCCCAAGGCACUUAUGGAAAAAGCCGUAACCUCCUCUGACUUGAAGCAAGCCAUCCUUUGUCCCGAGAGCUGCAGGCUGGUUCCCUACUCCGAAUUGAUCAGGAAGAGUAAAAUUGACAUUGAGUCAGGGCAGAGGUAUUUGGAGGUGGUCCCCUUCCAAGGCCUCAAGGAUGAAAGGACUGGGAAUGUGCUUCUGUAUCCCCAGGCAGUGACACUUGGGAAAGUGGAGCCUGCACUUGUGUUGAGGUUGUUGAAGGCGCAAGCGGAGUCCGGCGGCAUUGUUGAACCUGCUACGGGCCAAAGACUGUCCCUGGCAGAUGCUUUGGAACAAGGAACAGUGGAUGAAGACAUGGCCAAAGCUAUUGCAGUCAGUCAACUCUCGACUGGAGGCAUUGUUGGAACUGAGAGAGGACAAAGGCUAACAUUAAUGGAAGCAGUUGAGAUGGGGCUUGUCAGCAAGAAAUUAGCCAGUGUGAUCCAGGAAAGUGCUCUAGUGAUCAGUGAUGAUGUGGAAGGACAUGAAGAUAGUCAGCCACAACUGUUGCUUCAAAAUGGUACCUCUAAAACUGAUGUGCCGUCCAUUGGUGAAUAUUCCACUGAGAGUAAUGAGGAGAAGCAGUCAGUUCUCUUUGAAGGAACAGACUCCAAGAUGUCUGAAGAGGCCCCUGUUGGUUCUCUUAAAGGCAUUCAGGAGAUGGUAGAAGAGAUGGGUGACUCCGUGCCACCUUCCCUUCCACUUCCUUCUGGUCCACUUUUAGGAGAAGGCAAGAUGGAGUCAGAGCUGGCCUUGAUGUUAGAUCCAGUUGGAGCCCUGCAACUGAAGGCCCAGAAGAAAGACAUGAAGAGGAAGAGCCGGUUGCGGAGAGAAGAGCUCCGGAAAGGAGAGGUAGAAAAGCCAGGAGCAAGUGACCAAGUAAUAGAGAAGGAAUGGCAAAAUAUAGUGAGGAAUGAGAGAAUUAAUGGGGAGCAGGAGCAAAACCAGAGAGUGUUUGCUCAAGAAGAGAGUGACAGGACAGAUCUUGCUUCCGAAGCAGCCCAAAGGACUAUCUGUUUACAUUCUCUGGAAACCUCAAAUGAUCUGAGAGAGAAUGAAAAAGCUGGCCUUGGUUCUGAAGAACCUACAGCAAUUGAGUCUCAGAUGCUAACCUCGGAAAAAGCUUUGUUUGGAGACACCAAGAUUGAACAGUCAGGAAUGACGCCUGAAUUAAAAAGCCAGGAUCCCAAAGCUUCAGAAAGUACUGGCAUAGAGGCCCCCAAAAAGAUGAAGAAGAAGACCAAAAGGAAUAGAAAGCAGGCUGCUGCCACAAUAGACCCAGCUCAGUUGCCUGAGUCUUCCCAGCUGAGGCCAUCUGAGAUUCCUGUCCUGGUUUCCAAAGAAGUUUUGAUGCAAAGGACUUCUUCUGUUCAAGAAUCCUCUCUUGAUAAUAUCUCUGGCAAGAAGGUGAGGAGUCUUCUCAAACCAGAAAAGGCUGAAGGUAAGAGAGAGGAUCGGGCAGCAUCUGGAAAUGAGAAGAAAGGAGUUAAAGAGAACAUCACAGAUGACCAGAAAGUAAGCACUGUACCAACAACAGAUGCUUUUGGAGACAGAACUGACCAAGAUAUUAGAACUAACCAAGAUUUUCCAUUACGGCUGGAUGCAGUAGAAAUAAAGAUGGUGGAUGUGCUGGAAGAAAAAGUAUUUCAAGAAAAAGCCCAAGAGCCAUGUCUUUCAAAUGAUAAAGUCCCCAAUCUAGUUGCCAUAGAUGACACCCAAACCUUUGUGUCUUUUGAGACAGAGGCUGUGCAAACUAGGACAAUACUAGAAGGAGAAACAGGCCGUUCUGUUUCCACUCCUUCGCUCUCUCAAGACAAAACCAUCCAGGAAGUGACCAGAGAAGAUGGCAGCAUCGUUGCUAAAGGGCUGACAAUGGAUGAGGAACCAAAAGAGACCAUUGACUCUUUGAGUAGCAAAAUACAUUCCCCAGAGGAGUGCACACUGCAAAGGAGUGGGUUUCCAGAAUGCGAGAGCGACCCUUCUGCUGGAACGUCUCCCAAGACUCAAGACUCAGGCCUAAAAUUGGCCAGAGAAAAGGAGAAGGCGGAUGAACUCUCCAGCACAGUCGAAGGCAGGGAAGAGAGACAGCCAGAUGCCCCUACACUAACCAAGACGCCUCUCAGCAAGCAGCUCUGCCUUGAGCAUGAUGAGAAGCUGGUUGCGCUACUGUCCAGGGUGCGCGAUGUGGAAAUGCGCAUUCAGCGAGUUCCGCUUCUGGAGCAGGACUCAGCCGCACUGCAGGACUUGCUCCACCAAGCAGAAGCCUUGGAUGCAGAGCUACAGGGCCUCUCCUCCCCAGUGAGUCAGGGGCUGGAAGUCGCCCAAAGGCUCCUGGCCAGCCCUCCCCUUCGGGUCCCUGAGCAGCUGCUGAAGGCUUUGGAGAAGGACGCCAAGAACCUCCAGAAGUCCUUUGGCUCUGUGAGCGAAGCCUUAGCUUCAUGGCUGACGAACCUUCAAGCUGCUGCCAAGGAAGAAGAAAAGACUAAAGUCCGAACCCGGCAUGAGGAACUGCAGACAAAGCUGCAAGGGCUGCUGACCUGGGUCUCGGACAUGACACAGUCUCUCAAUGGCCUCGAUUCCAUCGGGGCCAAAACAGCAGAGGACCCUGGCACCUUGCAUUCCUGCCUACAGAGCUACAAGGAUCUGAAGGAGCCCCUCGCCGGCACCAAAGCACAGCUGGAUGCGGCUGCCCUGGACAUCCAGUUCUUCAUUUCGGAGAAUGCGCAAGACCUGAGCCCAGAGCAAAGCCGGCAUCUCUUUCAGCUACUGAACGAACUGCAGGGCUCCUUCCAGGAGCUUUCAGGGAGAGUGUCAGCCCGGACGGAGGUCCUGCGGGUCUGCCUCCUGCGAGUGGAGCAGACCAACCAGACCCUCCAAGAGCAGCAAGUCAUCCGCAACCGGAAUCUGGAGGAAUUGUGUGCCUGGAUGAACCAAGCCGAGGCCCGACUGCAGGACCCCCAGGGAGCCAUACACAAAGGGGAGCUGUCUCUGCUGGAGCAGAAGCAGAGUGACAUCAAGGAUCUGCAGCGGAACAUGCACAGCCGCUCCGCUUCGUUUGCCGGCAUCUUGAAGGCAACAGAGGAGUUUAUGGAGGACAACCAGGCGAAGCUGGACCCCCAGGAGCUGGCCUCUCUCCGAGCCAAACAUGGCCAGGCCAAGGAGCAGCUCCAGUCCCUGCAGGAGAGAGUGGAGGCUGCCCACAAGGAACUGGAGAGCGCAGUCAGCACUGUGGUCCAGCAGCAGACCCAGAAGGUCAAAGCUGUCAAAGACUUUGAGGAAAACCACAGCAAGAUUGAAUCCCUCCUGCACUGGAUGUCUUCACUGGAGAAGUCCAGGGAGACACCCAAAAGUAGAUCCCUCUUAUUGAGCCAAGAAGCAGGAGAUCAGGGAGACAGUCCUGAUGGCCAACUGACAGAGGCCGAUGGAGUCGAGGAAGGCCUCGAUUUGCACUUCCAGAGCUUGAAGGCCCACCACCAGGAGCUGCUUUCCCAGCAGCAGGAGGUCCUCCUGUCGACGCAGUCAGCCCAAGCCUUCCUAGAGAAGAGAGGGCACAAUCUCUCGUCCGCAGAGACACAGCAGCUGCAAGGGAAGCUGGAGGAGCUGAAGGGCCAGUACGCUUCCAAGUUGUCACAGUCGGAGGCACAGCUCAAGCAGGUCCAAUCCUUAAGGGAUGAGCUGCAGAAGUUCCUGAGGGACCACCUAGAGUUUGAGGCCUGGCUGCUGCAAGCCGAGCAGGAGCUGGAGCGGAUGCAUCAUGGGGACCGCAGCCUCGAAGCCCUGCGGCCGAUGCUCCGCCGACAGAGCAGCUUCUCAGAGGACGUCAUCUCCCACAAAGGGGAUCUUCGCUUCGUGACCAUGUCAGGACAGAAGGUGCUGGAUGCGGAGAAGGCCACGGCCGGGCCAGAGGUUUCAGCCACCGGUGCCUUGGUGAAGAGCAAGUUGGAGGACGCCACCAAGAGAUACGGCACUCUACACUCCAAGUGUGCGGCCCUUGGAUCCCACCUGAACCUGCUUCUGGACCGCUCUCAGCAAUUCCAAGACAUUGCGAACUCCCUCCAAAAGUGGCUCCAGGAGAGCGAGGCCGCUGUGUCCAACCUUCUCUCCGAACCUAUUUCUUCCGAUCCGGCCAUUUUGCAGAAGCAGUUGGCCAGCGCCAAGCGUCUGCAGGAGGACCUUGCGGAGCAUCAGGUGCCGGUGGAGAAGCUGGAGAAGGCGUCCCGCUCCCUUCUAGAGAUACACCAAGCCCCCGUUCCUGACCACAAGAGCAUUCAGGAAACCACAGAGUCCGUUGUGAGCCGCUUCCAGGACCUCUGGGGCCGCAUGGCGGAGCGCUCCGACCUCUUGCAGAAGGCGAUUGCCCAGUCGCAGAGUGUCCAGGAGGGGCUGGAGGGCCUGGCCCGGUCCAUGGCCCACAUCGAGGAGAGCCUCCAGCACAAGGAAGGGACCCCCUUCUCCGCUGUUGCCGUCCAGGAGGCCCUCGCCAACAACACCAAGUUGAAGCAGGACUUGGAUCGGCAGAGGAGCCUCCUGGAGGCCACCCAGGGCAUGGUGGCACGCUUUGCGGAGGCAGCCGAGAGUGGGGCGGCAGCAGCAGCCCUGCGGAGCCAGCUGGACGGCCUGACGGAGCGCUUUGGGAGCCUGUGCCAGCGGCGGCAGGAGGAGGAGGAGGCCCUCAAGGAGCUCCUGCCCAAAGUGGAGCAGCACGAGCAGCUCUCCCAGGCCCUGGAGCAGUUCACCGAGAGCCGGGGCCGGAUGCUGGCCGCGGGGAACCAGCCCCAUCAUGACAUUGGCCAUUUCUCCCAACAGAUCCAGGAGCUCAAUUCGGAGAUGAAGCAGCGGCACGAAGACUUGGAAAUGUUGGAAAGCCUGACCGCAGAGCUCAGCGCCUGUGGAUUUGCACCAGCGGGGUCCUCCUCGCACCAGGAGAAAGUGCGCAGUUUGAGGAAGGACUUUGCACAGCUGCAGAAGACAGCGAGGGAGAGGGAGAAAGGCGCCUCAUCCUGCCAGGAGCAGCUGGAUGAAUUCCGGAAACUGGUGGGCUCCAUGCGGCACUGGAUGCAGGAGACAGAGGCCCACAUCCCACCCACGGAGACCUCUCUGGGGACCCACGAGUUGGAGAAGCGGAUGCAGCAGAUUGAGGUUUUGUUGGAGGAAUGGGCCGGAAAAGGUGUCCUUGUGGAGGAGAUCGGCCGGAGAGGGACGACCUUGGAAAGUCUCAUUGUUGAGAUCACUGCUCCUGAUGCCCAAUCCAAGACAGGGUCUGUGCUGCCAUCCGGGGGAAGUGUGGCAGGCAGCAGCGUGAAUGGAUACCACACCUGCAAAGACUUGACGGAGAUCCAGUGUGAUGUCUCGGAUGUGAACCUAGGAUACGAGGGCCUCGGGGGAAACUUGCGCGGGCGCAAAGAGCAAUUUGCGGCCAUUUUGGCCAAGAUGCAGGAGGCCAAGGAGGAGGUGGGCUCGGCCCUGGCCUGGCUGGAAUCCCAGGAGCGGGCCCUGGACGCCCUCGAAGCCUCCGCCUCGCCCUCCAAGCCGGAGAGCGUCCGAGCCCAGGCCGAGCACAACAAGGUCUUUCUGGCUGAAUUGGAGCAGAAUUCCGUGAAGGUCCAGAAAGCAAAAGAAUCGCUUUCUGGACUCUUGCAGAAAUACCCUGAAUCGCCCGAAGCAGGGAAUUGGAAGAGGACCUUGGAGGACUUAGAUUCCCGUUGGGAGCGUGCCAACCAGGUGACGGCGGAGCGGCAGCAGAAGCUGGAGAAAUCAGCCCGCGAGCUGGCAAGCUUCCAGGUGGCAGAGGGGCAGUUGAGGCCCUGGCUGAUGGAGAAGGAGCUCAUGAUGAGUGUCCUGGGGCCUCUCUCCAUCGACCCCAACAUGCUGAGCGCCCAGAAGCAGCAGGUUCAGUUCAUGCUCAAGGAGUUCGAGGCCCGGAAGCCACAGUUCGACCAGCUGAACGCAGCGGCACAAGGGAUGCUGACCGGCCCCGAGGCCUCUCCAUCUGCCGGCCGCAUGCAGGAUGAUCUCCAGGCCAUUAACCAGAAAUGGACAGCACUGAUGGAUCGGCUCGACUCCCGCUCAGGACAGAUUGACCAGGCCAUGGUCAAGAGCACCCAGUUCCAGGCACUGCUCCAGAGCCUGUCGGAGAAGGUCAAGGCGGCUGGCCAGCGGCUGAGCCCCCAGCUGGCGGCCAGCACUCAGCCCGAGGCCGUCAAGCGGCAGCUGGAGGAGGCCAGCGAAGUCCGAUCGGACCUGGAGCAGCUGGAGAGCAACAUGGCCGAGGCCCAGGCCCUUUGUGAGGAGCUCUCCAUUCUCAUCGGCGAGCAGUAUCUCAAGGACGAGCUCAAGAAGCGCAUGGAGGCCGUCGCCCUGCCCCUUAGGGGCCUGCAGGAUCUGGCAGCUGAUCGCAUGAACCGGCUGCAGACAGCCCUGGCCAGCUCCCAGCAGUUCCAGCAGAUGUUUGAUGAGCUCCAGGCUUGGCUGGAUGAGAAGGUGAGAUGUCAGGCCCAGGGCGGCCCCGUCUCGGCCAAACUGGAGCGGCUGCAGUCCCAGAUCCAGGAGCAGGAAGAGCUGCAGAAGAGCCUCAACCAGCACAGUGGCUCCUAUGAAAUGAUCGUGGCUGAAGGGGAGUCCCUGCUGGUCUCGGCCCGUGCUGGUGAGGAGAAGGCCCGCCUGCAAGGCCAGCUGACCAACCUGAAGGCUCGCUGGGAAGAGCUGAGCAAGCAGGCUGCAGACCGCCACACCAAGCUAAAGGACUGCCUGCAAAAGGCCCAGAAGUAUCAGCGCCACGUGGAGGACCUAUUCCCAUGGGUUGAGGACUGCAAAUCCAAGGUGAUGGAGCUGGAAGUCACUUUGGACCCGGUGCAACUAGAAGCCACACUCCUGCGGUCAAAGGCCAUGCUGAGCGAUGUGGAGAAGCGGCGCUCCCUCCUCGAGAUGCUGAACAGUGCUGCCGAUGUUCUCAUCAAUGCUUCAGAGACGGACGAAGAUGACAUCCGGGACGAGAAAGCUGGUAUCAACCAGAAGAUGGAUGCCAUUACGGAGGAGCUCCAAGCGAAGGCGGGGUCCCUUGAAGAGAUGUCGCAGCGGCUGAAGGAGUUCCAAGAGAGCCUCCGGAACAUCGAGAAGAAGCUGGAAGGGACGAAGCACCAGCUGGAGAUCUACGACACCCUGGGCCCUCAGGCCUGCAGCAAUAAGAACCUGGAGAAGCUAAGGUCGCAGCAAGAGGCCCUUCGAGCGUUGGCUCCCCAGGUUGACUACUUGAAGAACUUCACCCGGGGUUUGGUGGAGGAUGCUCCAGAUGGCUCGGACUCCUCCCAUCUCCUUCACCAAGCAGAGACGGCCCAGCGGGAGUUCGAGGAGGUCGGCCGAAAAGUGAGCGAGUGUUGCACACUCAUGGAAAGCAAGCUGGAAGGCAUUGGGCAGUUCAGCAACCAUGUCCGAGAGAUGUUCUCUCAACUGGCAGACUUCGACGAUGAGUUGGAUGGCAUGAGCCCUGUUGGCAGGGACCUGGACAGUCUCCAGUCCCAAGCCGAAGACAUGCAUGACUUCCUGGGCAAGCUCCAGCGGCUAAAGCAGGACAUCCAGGUGUCCGAGGAGAAGUGUCGGGAGAUGCUAGAUGAUGAGGGGAGCCCCGACCUUGUGGGACUGAGGCGCGAGCUGGAAACCAUCCACAAGCAGUGUGGCAAGCUGGCCGACCGAGGCAGGAGCCGCCUAGAGCAAGUGGAGGCGGCUCUGUCCCGCCUGAGGGACUUCUAUGGCAAACUGAGGGAGCUGACUGCCAUGGCUGCUGCAGCAGAGGAGAGCGAGGCCCUGCAGUGGGUGGUGGGCACCGAGGUGGAGGCCAUCAACCAGCAGCUGGCUGACUUCAAGGUGUUCCAGAAGGAGAAAGUGGAUCCCAUUCAGCUUAAACUGCAGGAAGUCAAUGGAAUCGGUCAGGGGCUCAUCCAGAGUGCAGGAAAGAACUCCGAUGUGCAAGGCCUGGAACAUGAUAUGGAGGACAUCAACGCCCGUUGGAAUACCCUCAACAAGAAGGUGGCCCACAGAACGGCGCAACUGCAAGAGGCCCUGUUGCAUUGUGGGAAAUUUCAGGAUGCCUUGGAACCUCUGCUUAGCUGGCUGACUGACACAGAGGAGCUCAUCUCCAAUCAGAAGCCACCGUCAGCUGAAUACAAAGUAGUAAAGGCUCAAAUCCAGGAGCAAAAGCUACUCCAGCGCCUCCUGGAUGACCGGAAAGCCACUGUGGAGAUGAUCCACGCAGAAGGUGGGCGGAUAGCGCAGUCUGCUGAGCCAGCUGACAGGGAAAAGAUAGCAGCCCAACUGGAGAGCCUUGGAGGUCGCUGGGAAGGCCUCCUCAGCAAAGCAAUGGCCAGGCAAAACCAGCUGGAGGAGAUCCUGGUGUUGGCCAAGCAGUUCCACGAAACAUCGGAGCCCAUCUCUGACUGGUUGUCGGUGACAGAGAAGAAACUGGCCAAUUCGGAGCCGAUUGGGACACAGACGCCCAAAAUCCAGCAGCAGAUCACCCGGCAUAAGGCUCUCGCAGAAGAGACCGAGAGCCAUGCUCCGGCUGUGGCUCAGGCGGUCAGCCUCGGCCAGUCCCUGUCCGCCCUGAGCUGCCGCCCGGACCAGGCCUCUCUGGCUGAAAAGCUGGACCUGCUGCAGUCACGCUACGCAGAGGUCUGUGAGCGCUGUGGCCGGAAGGCUGCCCUCUUGGACCAGGCCUUGGUCAACGCCCGGCUCUUUGGGGAGGAUGAAGUGGAGGUGCUCAACUGGCUGGGAGAGGUGCAGGUCAAGCUGGACUUGGUGGCUGUUAAGGACUACAAGUUGGACGUCCUGCUCAGGCAGCAUGCCGACCAGAUGACCUUGAAUGACGAGAUUGUGAACCGCAAGAAGAAUGUCGACCAGGCCAUUAAGAAUGGACAGGCUCUUCUGAAGCAAACCACAGGAGAAGAAGUGUUGCUUAUCCAGGAGAAGUUGGACGGCAUCAAGACCCGCUAUGCGGACAUCACCGCCUCCAGUGCCAAGGCCCUCCGCACACUGGAACAGGCCCGGCAGCUGGCCGCCAAAUUCCAGUCAACGUAUGAAGAGCUGACUGCCUGGAUGAGCCAAGUGGAACAGGAGCUGGGCUCCAGCGGAGGACUUUCACCCGUCGGGGAGCAGAUCCCCCAGUUCCAGCAGAGACAGAAGGACCUGAAAAAGCAGGUGAUGGAGCGCAGGCUGGUCCUGGACACAGUCAAUGAAGUGAGCCGUGCGCUCUCAGAGCUGGUGCCCUGGCGAGCACGGGGAAGCCUGGAGAAGACUGUCUCGGACACCAACGAGCGUUACAAGCAGAUCAGUGACACCAUCAAGCAAAGAGUGGACGAGAUCGAUGCCGCCAUACAGAGAUCCCAACAGUACGAACAAGCAGCUGAUGCAGAACUCGCCUGGGUUGCAGAGACGAAACGAAAGCUGAUGGCGCUGGGUCCGGUGCGCUUGGAGCAGGAGCACACCACUGCACAGCUGCAAGUGCAAAAGGCUUUCUCAAUUGACAUCAUUCGGCACAAGGAUUCUGUGGAUGAACUGCUCAGCCAGAGGGAUGAUAUCUUUGGGACUUGUGGAAAGGAGCAGAAAGCCAUUCUGCAGGAGAAAACUGAAUCCCUUCUGCAGCAGUACGAUGACAUCAGCCACCUCAACUCAGAGCGCUAUGCACGCCUGGAGCGGGCCCAGGUCUUAGUCAACCAGUUCUGGGAGACCCAUGAGGAGCUUAGCCCUUGGCUGGAGGAGACACAGACGCUGAUCGGGCAGCUGCCUCCACCAGCCAUUGACUAUGAGCACCUCAAGCAGCAGCAGGAGGACAUGAGGCAACUGCGGGAAUCCAUCGCUGAGCACAAACCUCAUAUUGACAAGCUGCUGAAGAUUGGGCCCCAGCUGAAGGAGCUGAACCCUGAGGAAGGGGAGAUGGUGCAGGAGAAGUACCAGGCUGCUGAAGCCACCUAUGCGCGCAUCAAGGAGGAGGUCAGGCAGCGAGCCCUGGCCUUGGACGAGGCCGUCUCCCAGUCGACCCAGUUCCAUGACAAGAUUGAGCCCAUGCUGGAGACGCUGGAGAGCCUAUCCUCCCGGUUGCGCAUGCCUCCACUGAUUCCAGCCGAGGUCGAAAAGAUUCGGGAGUGCAUCAGUGAAAACAAGAAUGCUACGAUGGAGCUAGAGAAGCUCCAGCCAUCCUUCCAGGCUCUGAAACGGCGUGGAGAAGAGCUGGUUGGGCGGUCACAAGGGACAGACAAGGAUCCGGCAGCCAAAGAAAUCCAGGAUAAGCUCGAUAAGAUGGUGUUCUUCUGGGAAGACAUCAGAGCUCGGGCAGAGGAACGGGAGAUCAAAUUCCUUGAUGUCCUGGAACUGGCCGAGAAGUUUUGGUAUGACAUGGCCGCCCUUUUGACCACCAUCCGAGAUACGCAGGACAUCGUCCAUGACCUGGAGAGCCCUGGCAUUGACCCAUCCAUCAUCAAACAGCAGAUUGAAGCCGCAGAGACAAUCAAGGCAGAAACAGACAGUUUGCACGAAGAACUGGAGUUCAUCCGGAUCCUUGGGACUGACCUUAUUUUUGCCUGUGGUGAGACGGAGAAACCUGAAGUAAAGAAAAGCAUUGAUGAGAUGAACAGCGCCUGGGAGAACCUGAACAAGACCUGGAAGGAGCGCCUGGAACGGCUGGAGGAGGCCAUGCAGUCAGCGGUGCUGUAUCAGGACACGCUGCAGGCCAUGUUUGACUGGCUGGACAACACCGUGAUCAAACUGUGCAACAUGCCUCCGGUGGGCACCGACCUCAACACCGUCAAAGAGCAGCUGAAGGAGAUGAAGGAAUUUAAAACAGAAGUGUACCAGCAGCAAAUUGAGAUGGAGAAGCUGAAUCACCAGGGGGAAAUCAUGCUGAAAAAGGCAGCAGACGAGACAGACAGAGAUAUCAUCAGGCGGCCAUUGACAGAGCUAAAGCAUCUCUGGGAAAACCUGGGUGACAAAAUUGCCGAUCGGCAGCACAAGCUGGAAGGCGCUCUCUUGGCCCUUGGCCAGUUCCAGCAUGCCUUGGCCGAGCUGAUGGCAUGGCUGACCCACACGGAGCAGCUGCUGGAUGCCCAGAAGCCCAUCAAAGGCGACCCCAAGGUCAUUGAAGUGGAGUUAGCUAAGCACCAUGUGCUGAAGAACGAUGUGCUGGCACAUCAGGCCACUGUGGAAACGGUGAACAAAGCCGGAGAUGAACUCCUGCAAUCCACCGCUGGGGAUGACGCCAGCAAACUCCGGGACCGGCUCGAUGCAAUGGUACUCUGCUGGGAGACGGUGCUGUGUAAGACAGAGGAGCGUGAACAGCAGCUUCAAAUGACCCUGCAGCAAGCUCAAGGUUUCCAUGGUGAAAUUGACGACUUCCUUCAAUGGCUGACGAGAAUGGAAAACCAGCUGUCGGCCUCUAAACCCACAGGAGGGCUACCGGAGACAGCCCGGGAACAACUGAAUGCACAUAUGGAACUCUAUGCCCAGUUCAAAGCCAACGAGACGGUCUUUGGCCAGCUCCUGGACAAAGGGAGGUUUAUGCUGCUGGGCCGUGAUGACUGUGGUUCUGGAUCCAAGACGGAGCAGAGCGUGGCUCUCCUGGAGCAGAAGUGGAACAUCGUGAGCAGCAAGAUGGAGGAAAGAAAGACCAAGCUGGAAGAGGCCCUUAGACUGGCUGCAGAGUUCCAGAACUCCCUGCAGGACUUCAUCAAUUGGCUGACCUUUGCAGAGCAGAGCUUGAACGUUGCCCCUCCACCAAGCCUCAUCCUCGCCAUGGUGCUCUCGCAAAUUGAAGACCAUAAGGUGUUUGCCAAUGAAGUGAAUGCCCACCGAGAUCAGAUCAUUGGCCUUGACCAGAGUGGGAACCAGCUGAAAUUCCUCAGUCAGAAGCAAGAUGUGGUCUUGAUCAAAAAUCUCCUGGUCAGCGUCCAGUCCCGCUGGGAGAAAGUGGUCCAGCGGUCGGUUGAAAGGGGAAGGGCUCUGGAUGAUGCCAGGAAGCGAGCAAAGCAGUUUCAUGAAGCUUGGAAGAAGCUGGUUGACUGGCUGGAAGAUGCAGAGAACCAUUUGGAUUCUGAUCUGGAAAUUUCAAACGACCCUGACAAGAUCAAACUGCAGCUCUCUAAGCACAAGGAGUUCCAAAAGACUCUGGGUGGGAAACAGCCCGUUUAUGAUACCACAAUCCGGACAGGGCGAGCUCUGAAAGAAAAAGCUCAGUUCUCAGAUGAUGGGCAAAGCCUAGACCAUCUCCUUGGAGAAGUCCGUGACAGAUGGGACACCGUCUGUGGCAAAUCUGUGGAAAGGCAGCACAAACUGGAAGAGGCCCUUCUCUUCUCUGGGCAGUUCAUGGAUGCCUUGCAAGCCCUAGUUGACUGGCUGUACAAAGUGGAGCCGCAGUUGGCCGAAGACCAGCCAGUCCACGGCGACUUGGACCUGGUCAUGAACUUAAUCGAUGCUCACAAGGUCUUCCAGAAGGAACUUGGAAAGCGGACCGGUACCGUCCAGGUUCUGAAGCGCUCUGGCCGGGAACUCAUUGAGAACAGCCGCGACGAUACAACAUGGGUGAAAGUACAGCUUCAGGAACUGAGCAACCGCUGGGACACUGUCUGCAAGAUGUCUGUCCUGAAGCAAAUCCGGCUGGAGCAAGCCUUUAAGCAGGCGGAAGAGUUCCGGACUGCUGUCCAUUUGCUGCUGGACUGGCUCUCAGAAGCUGAGCAGACCCUUCGCUUCAGAGGUGCUUUACCGGAUGAUGCAGAGGCCUUGCAGUCGCUCAUUGACACGCACAAGGAGUUCAUGAAGAAAGUUGAGGAGAAAAUAUCAGAUGUGACUGUGGCUGUGGGGAUGGGAGAGGUCAUCCUAGCCGUGUGCCACCCUGACUGCAUCACCACCAUCAAGCACUGGAUCACCAUAAUCCGGGCUCGGUUUGAAGAAGUCCUUGCCUGGGCCAAGCAGCACCAGCAGCGGUUGGAAGCUGCCUUGUCAGAGCUGGUGGCCAAUGCUCAGCUGCUGGAGCAGCUCCUGGCAUGGAUUCAGUGGGCCGAAACGGCACUCAUCCAACGGGACCAGGACCCCAUGCCACAGAACAUUGAUCAAGUCAAAGCCCUGAUUGCAGAGCACCAGUCAUUUAUGGAAGAAAUGACGCGAAAACAGCCGGACGUGGAUCGUGUCACGAAAACAUACAAGAGGAAAGCCACCGAGCCAAGCCAUGGUCCUCUCAGUGAGAAAUCACGAAGCAAUAGAAAAUCUUUAACCCAGCCUUCGCCUCCUCUGAUGCCUGUUCUCUCCCAGUCGGAGGCCAAGAACCCGCGCAUCAACCAGCUCUCAGCCCGAUGGCAGCAGGUCUGGCUCCUGGCCCUGGAGCGGCAGCGCAAGCUCAACGAUGCCCUGGACCGCCUGGAAGAGUUGAAAGAGUUUGCCAACUUUGACUUUGAUGUAUGGCGGAAGAAGUACAUGCGGUGGAUGAAUCACAAGAAGUCACGCGUCAUGGACUUUUUCCGGCGCAUCGACAAAGAUCAGGAUGGGAAGAUCACCCGGCAGGAGUUCAUCGAUGGGAUCCUGGCAUCCAAAUUCCCCACCACAAAGUUGGAGAUGACUGCUGUAGCUGACAUCUUUGACCGGGACGGGGAUGGCUACAUCGACUAUUAUGAGUUUGUUGCAGCUCUGCAUCCUAAUAAAGAUGCUUACCGGCCCACCACGGAUGCAGACAAAAUCGAGGAUGAGGUGACGAGGCAAGUGGCGCAAUGCAAGUGCGCAAAGAGGUUCCAAGUGGAGCAGAUUGGAGAGAACAAAUACCGGUUUUUCCUCGGCAACCAGUUUGGCGAUUCGCAGCAGUUGCGGCUGGUCCGUAUCCUGCGCAGCACAGUCAUGGUCCGUGUCGGCGGAGGCUGGAUGGCCCUGGACGAGUUUCUAGUGAAGAACGAUCCCUGCCGAGUUCACCACCCUGGAAGUAAAAUAAAACGCUCUGAUUCCAGUUCUUCGAUUGCCAGUCAGUCUCCAAUAGCACGAGGAAGGACCAACCUUGAACUCCGGGAGAAAUUCAUCCUUCCAGAGGGGGCUUCUCAGGGAAUGGCACCAUUCCGAUCUCGGGGCCGGCGGUCCAAGCCCUCUUCACGGGCUGCCUCCCCGACUCGCUCCAGCUCCAGCGCCAGCCAGAGCAACCACAGCUGCACUUCCAUGCCAUCCUCUCCAGCCACGCCAGCAAGCGGCACAAAGACUCCGCAUCACUUCACUCGUUCUUAUGACAAACCCUGGUUGGCAAACAGCAAGCCAGGGACCCCCUCCUCCCAGAGGGGCCACAAUAGCGCUGACCUCCGCCUGUCUGCUUCUGAGGUGGCGCCGUCUUCCAGUAGCAAGCUGAAACGGCCCACUUUCCACUCAAGCCGAACAUCACUGGCUGGGGAUACCAGUAAUAGCUCUUCACCAGUUUCUUCGGGUGCCAAAACUAACCGGGCAGACCCAAAGAAGACCACUAGCCGCCCAACCAGUCGGGCUGGGAGCCGGGCCAGCAGCCGCCGGGGCAGCGACGCCUCAGAUUUCGACCUGGAGACCCAGUCUGCCUGCUCCGACACCUCAGAGAGCAGCGCCACUGGAGGGCAAGGGGGCUCCCGGCGGGGCACUGGGGCCAAACCCUCCAAGAUCCCAACGAUCACAAAAAAGACGCCUUCCGCCAACACUGCUGUCAGCCCCAAAAUGCCUGGUGCUAGGAGAUAACAUGGCAUCCAUCAUAUUUCCUGCCUGGCAAAACUGACAUUAAGAGAAAGGACCCAGCUAUUGAAACACCCUGCUGGGUGCAUAUUUAUUCUAGAUGGAAAAAUAUAUAUAUAUUGUUUAAAGUUUAAAAAAGUUGUCAAGCUGCCUUAUUUUGUUCUGUUAAUUUUUUUGUAAGUUACUAUUUUCAUGUGAAUAUUUAUGUAGAUAAAACUUGCCUUCUGGUGACCUUUUUUGCGUUUGGGUCGGGGGGGGGGGGACUGAGACAAGCAAAAGGUCAGGAUGUGAAAAUGUACAAACUAAACCAUUAUAAAUAGGAUUUCUGUGCAGCGCAGGAGCUUUAUCCUGCUUUAUCUUUUAGGAUUGUUUCCUAAAACAUUGUUAUGAGAAAACAACGUUUCACUUGCUGUCCCAGCAAGUUAUUGAGAAAAGCAACACAGGACUAUCCAGCAGUGUUCAAGGAACUCUCUCUUUCUUUUUCUUUUUUUGUGUAAAUCUUGGAUACCUCAAAAAGAGAGAAAACAUG